AUGAUGGAGUCAAGGUCUCCGGUUUGCAAUACUUGCGGCGAGGAGAUUGGUGUAAAAUCAAACGGCGAGUUCUUCGUUGCUUGCCAUGAGUGUAGUUUCCCGAUCUGCAAAGCUUGUCUUGAGUAUGAAUUCAAAGAAGGUCGAAGAAUCUGCUUGCGUUGCGGCAAUCCCUAUGAUGAGAAUGUUUUUGAUGAUGUUGAGACAAAGACAUCUAAAAACCAAUCCACUAUUGCAACACAUAUCAAUAACACUCCUCAGGAUUCUGGAAUUCAUGCUAGACAUAUCAGUACAGUCUCCACAAUUGACAGUGAACUUAAUGAUGAAUAUGGAAACCCGAUAUGGAAGAACAGAGUCGAGAGCUGGAAAGACAAGAAAGAAAAGAAGAACAAGAAUAAGAAGAAGAAAGAUGCAAAGGCAACCAAAGCUGAAGAACAUGAGUCUCAGAUUCCUCCUCAGCAGCACAUGAAAGAUAUUCAACCGAACACAGAGGCUGCUGCUACAGACGUGCUUUCUGUUGUGAUUCCUAUCCCAAGGACAAAGAUAACUUCAUACAGGAUUGUGAUCAUCAUGCGGUUGAUCAUAUUGGCUCUGUUUUUCAACUACCGUAUCACGCAUCCUGUCGAUAGUGCUUAUGGUCUAUGGCUAACAUCUGUGAUAUGUGAGAUCUGGUUUGCUGUUUCAUGGGUAUUGGAUCAGUUCCCUAAAUGGUCUCCUAUCAACAGAGAAACUUACAUCGACCGUUUAUCCGCAAGAUUCGAAAGAGAAGGAGAGCAAUCUCAGCUUGCAGCUGUAGAUUUCUUUGUUAGUACUGUAGAUCCAUUGAAGGAGCCACCUUUGAUCACUGCCAACACAGUUCUUUCGAUCCUCGCGCUGGAUUAUCCGGUGGACAAAAUCUCUUGCUAUGUAUCUGAUGAUGGUGCUGCGAUGCUUUCUUUUGAGUCUUUGGUUGAGACAGCAGAUUUUGCUAGGAAAUGGGUACCUUUCUGCAAAAAGUACUCGAUCGAGCCACGAGCUCCCGAGUUUUACUUCUCGCUUAAAAUCGAUUACUUGAGGGACAAGGUUCAACCUUCUUUUGUGAAAGAACGUAGAGCUAUGAAAAGAGAUUAUGAAGAGUUCAAGAUUAGAAUGAAUGCUUUAGUCGCCAAGGCUCAAAAGACACCGGAAGAAGGAUGGACAAUGCAAGAUGGAACCUCUUGGCCCGGAAACAAUACUCGUGACCAUCCAGGGAUGAUUCAGGUGUUUCUUGGAUACAGUGGUGCUCGUGACAUUGAAGGAAACGAACUUCCAAGAUUAGUUUACGUCUCUAGAGAGAAGAGGCCUGGCUAUCAGCAUCACAAGAAGGCUGGGGCAGAGAACGCAUUGGUGAGGGUUUCUGCAGUUUUAACGAAUGCUCCAUUCAUUCUUAACCUUGAUUGUGAUCACUACGUCAACAAUAGCAAAGCAGUGCGUGAAGCAAUGUGCUUUUUAAUGGAUCCAAUUGUUGGUCAAGACGUUUGCUAUGUUCAAUUCCCACAGAGAUUUGAUGGAAUCGACAAGAGUGAUCGAUACGCUAACCGAAACAUAGUUUUCUUCGAUGUUAAUAUGAGAGGGCUUGAUGGGAUUCAAGGUCCGGUUUAUGUUGGUACCGGUUGUGUCUUUAGAAGACAAGCGCUUUAUGGAUAUAGUCCUCCUUCUAAACCAAGGAUGUUACCACAAUCUUCUUCUUCCUCGUCAUGUUGCUGCUUUCCAAGCAAGAAAAAACCAACACAAGAUCCUUCCGAGAUCUACAAAGACGCAAAGCGUGAAGAACUAGAUGCUGCAAUCUUUAACCUAGGUGACCUAGACAACUACGAUGAGUACGAGAGAUCGAUGCUGAUUUCACAAACAAGCUUUGAGAAAACAUUUGGCCUCUCUGCGGUUUUCAUUGAGUCUACAUUAAUGGAGAAUGGAGGGGUUCCUGACUCUGUGAACCCAUCAACGCUCAUCAAAGAAGCUAUUCAUGUCAUUAGCUGCGGAUACGAAGAGAAAACCGAAUGGGGAAAAGAAAUUGGAUGGAUUUAUGGAUCAAUCACAGAGGAUAUUUUGACGGGUUUCAAGAUGCAUUGUCGUGGAUGGAGGUCUAUUUACUGUAUGCCAUUAAGACCUGCUUUUAAAGGGUCUGCUCCUAUCAAUCUAUCAGAUAGGCUUCACCAGGUUCUGCGUUGGGCUCUUGGCUCAGUGGAGAUCUUCCUUAGCCGGCAUUGUCCUCUCUGGUACGGUUGCAGUGGAGGCCGGCUCAAGUGGCUCCAGAGAAUGGCUUAUGUUAACACCAUUGUUUAUCCUUUCACUUCCUUGCCCCUUGUUGCUUACUGUACUCUUCCUGCCAUUUGCCUUCUCACUGGCAAAUUCAUCAUCCCAACGCUAUCAAACUUAGCAAGCAUGCUGUUUCUAGGUCUCUUCAUAUCAAUCAUCUUAACAAGUGUCCUCGAGCUUCGAUGGAGUGGAGUGAGCAUCGAAGACUUAUGGAGAAACGAGCAAUUUUGGGUGAUUGGAGGUGUCUCAGCUCAUCUAUUCGCAGUUUUCCAAGGUUUCCUCAAAAUGCUCGCUGGUCUCGACACAAAUUUCACAGUCACAUCGAAAACCGCGGAAGAUUUAGAGUUUGGUGAGCUUUACAUUGUCAAAUGGACAACUCUCUUGAUCCCUCCAACAACACUUCUCAUAGUUAACUUGGUUGGAGUUGUUGCUGGAUUCUCUGAUGCUUUAAACAAAGGUUAUGAAGCUUGGGGACCUUUGUUUGGUAAAGUUUUCUUCGCCUUUUGGGUCGUUCUUCAUCUUUAUCCUUUCCUUAAAGGACUUAUGGGAAGACAGAACAGAACACCCACUAUUGUUGUUCUCUGGUCUAUCUUGCUUGCUUCUGUGUUUUCUCUUGUUUGGGUUCGUAUUAAUCCUUUUGUCUCUAGGACUGAUACGACCUCACUUUCACAGAACUGCCUUUUGAUCGAUUGCUAAGAGAUGAUGUUAUGUAUUCCUUUGAAGGAUUAAAUGAUCUGGUUUUUGAUUGUUUUGUAAAUUUUUAUUUCUUGUGGAAGACGUUUCUCUUAUGGUUGCUUGAUCCACAAAUUAAGUAAUGUUCUUGUUGCACAAGUUAGGUUUGAGGUUUCUGUUACUUCAACAUGUGAAAAUAUUAU
Eutrema salsugineum is the source of this 3146-nucleotide messenger RNA. RefSeq names its product cellulose synthase A catalytic subunit 8 [UDP-forming]. Gene Ontology annotation, molecular function: cellulose synthase (UDP-forming) activity. The record is from RefSeq and is a predicted model, not a curated record. Bases 1 to 2967 code for a protein of 988 amino acids. NCBI's taxonomy places the organism in Eukaryota, Viridiplantae, Streptophyta, Magnoliopsida, Brassicales, Brassicaceae. The transcript has 12 exons. Gene Ontology annotation, biological process: plant-type primary cell wall biogenesis; cellulose biosynthetic process. Gene Ontology annotation, cellular component: trans-Golgi network; plasma membrane.